Messenger RNA from Penicillium cosmopolitanum, 1647 nucleotides. RefSeq lists its product as uncharacterized. The transcript has 5 exons. The record is from RefSeq and is a predicted model, not a curated record. NCBI's taxonomy places the organism in Eukaryota, Fungi, Ascomycota, Eurotiomycetes, Eurotiales, Aspergillaceae. Bases 1 to 1647 code for a protein of 548 amino acids.
AUGCCUGAGACAAGACCUAAAAUCAAAGCCAAGGGUCGCGCCCGUCAAGCCCCAUCUGGCUCGACAGAGAGUGAAUCCUCUUUGGGCCACUCAACAGAAGCAACCACCCCUUCGCCUGCAAAAAAGCAAUUAACAAGUGCUCAAAAGAGAAAGCGCUACGAGGACGAUCUGAAUUUGGCAUCCUCUAUUCAAGAAAUUGGUAUAGAUUACUCUGAUGAGGAAGAAGCAGGCCCUUCCAAUUGGGCUCCGACACGAGAGCCCGCGAAUGGCGACAAAACUCGCAACCCCUUCAAAAGAGCCGCUAAGAAGGCAAAACACGUUGGUCGGGCUAUUCUGGGUACAAAGGGGAACAAAGGGGAACCGGGGCGAAAAAACGCUUCACGAUUACCUUCUGACCCACUCCAACGAAAGAAAAUAGAUGCUAAUAAACCGGAUCUUCGUAAGUCCUAUGUUGGACUCGUACAGCCUGUCAAUCAGCUGAAGCCUCCAAGGAAGCAAAAAGAGAAGCGAAGAACAUGGAACCACAUUGCGACCACUAUCACUGACCCUAAAAUGAUACCCGAGGGGUGGGAUCAUCAAGAGCAUGACCUUGACCCUGCUGAUCUUGACGCUCAAAUUGCAAGAUGCCAUGAAAGGAUUGCCGAACGGAUUCUGCCUGAUGUGUUCCAGCAUAGGCUAGAGGGCUUUUUGGAACUAAAGGCAGCUGAGAAUAAAAUCUCUGAUGGUUGGCCCAAAGGUCUCGAUAAGGAUGUUUAUCAGAGACUGGAUUCACUCAAAGCCACCGAAGAGCAUCUUUCUAAAGGAGGAGAUAAUUACAAGGAGCUUCCAAAUGUCCGAGCUUUGAUUGCAGCUUACAAGUCCGGUCAAUUGAAGUGGAAUGGGGGGCUUGUCACCUAUUGGUCGAAGGGGGUAAAGCUCUCAGAGCCAAGACCAUUCGAUUGGGAUGAGUUUGAGGCGAUCAAUAAGAAACACGAUGGCCAUGAAGCCUUUUGGGUAGAAGGGCUUGCACAAGAUGAACAUGAUCUUGCACAUGUACAACUUUAUCCAUCAGUUACGGACCAAUCUAUGCAUCAGUAUAAUAUUGCUGUGUGUCUCCCAGGUUACGAUUGGUGGGAGGAGUUACAGUUCAUGCACGAUACGGGGGCCUCCACUAUGUGCAUCACUGAUAGGGAUGUGGCAACAAUAGCUGGGCCUUGUCGCCUUCCGAUAUAUCCAGCACCACCAAUCAUCGGAUAUUCAAGAGUCCAUGGUGCGACUGGACAGCCAACGCAAUUCUAUCCGUACAUAGAGGUCGAAGUUACGAUGAUUAACCCUAAGUCAGGAAAGCGUAUGACCGAAUGGAACAGGAUUCAAACUCGUGUCAAGCCACACGUGACAGCAUCUACAACCCAAAUGGAAAACAUAAGAUUAGAUGGCCCAGUUAUUCCUAAGAGCACAUUUUGGGUGAAUUUUCCGGACAAUUCCCUGCGCAUCCAUGUUCUCACCUCUGCUGCCAAGUUGCCCUUCCUGCCAGCCGCGGCUAAUUUCAACAAGAGACGAGGACCUGACCCAGUCGCAUUCGCACCUAUUCCCGCUCCUGGAAGGACUAUAGAUCUUUCUGGCUAUCCCGUUCCACAGCACUUGAGUUAUCCCAAAGCAGCUCCAUAA